Molecule: messenger RNA, 1076 nt
Organism: Salvelinus fontinalis (brook trout)
Lineage: Eukaryota; Metazoa; Chordata; Actinopteri; Salmoniformes; Salmonidae
Product: NBAS subunit of NRZ tethering complex-like
Exons: 2
Coding region: 44-439 (131 amino acids)
Biological process (GO): retrograde vesicle-mediated transport, Golgi to endoplasmic reticulum
Cellular component (GO): Dsl1/NZR complex; endoplasmic reticulum membrane
Molecular function (GO): SNARE binding
Source: RefSeq, a predicted model, not a curated record
CUUCCCUCCUCCUCCCUCCCUCUCCCUACAGUGUAUCAGACACAUGUCCUCUCUGCUCCUGGAUCAACCAGGCCUACGGCUCCCAGCUCUCAAACUGAUGACCGAGAGUGAAGACCCCCAGCUGUUAGAGCUGGCCCUGGAUCAGAUCAACAACAUCACUGAGGUGUGUGACUCUACCUGCGACCCAGAGCUCCUGUCUCUCCUGCUAGAUGCCGGUCUCCUGGUGGGGUGUGUAGCGUCCCCCCUCUACCCUCCUCUCAGCGCCCACCUGCUCUCCAGACACCGGGAGGGAAGAUGGGACGUGGAGAAGGCCGCGACGGAGCUCCUCCAGGCUGGGUACCGAGCUCAGGCCGGCUCUCUGCUUCUGACCUACCGUGGAACCCACCCGGGCCUCAGCACGUUUAACACAGCACUCGCUGUCGUUAAGAAGUGGCUCUGAGGUAACUGGAGAGGAAGCCAGACAGACGCUCUUACUAAUGUUAUCAUUACUAGAAAACAAAUUGGCCCUGAAAACCCCCCCCGACACUGAGUGGCUGGGUGUUGUCGCACGUACGUGCACCAGCUCUCUCAUACAAGCACUGUAAUUGGCUAAUAGGGUGUUGAUGCACGUACGUGCACCAGCUCUCUCACACGAGCACUGUAAUUGGCUAAUAGGGUGUUGAUGCACGUACGUGCACCAGCUCUCUCAUACAAGCACUGUAAUUGGCUAAUAGGGUGUUGUCGCACGUACGUGCACCUGCUCUCUCACACGAGCACUGUAAUUGGCUAAUAGGGUGUUGUCGCAUGUACGUGCACCAGCUCUCUCAUACGAGCACUGUAAUUGGCUAAUAGGGUGUUGAUGCACGUACGUGCACCAGCUCUCUCAUACAAGCACUGUAAUUGGCUAAUAGGGUGUUGAUGCAUGUACGUGCACCAGCUCUCUCACACGAGCACUGUAAUUGGCUAAUAGGGUGUUGUUGUUAAGUGGAAGACCUGUGCCGCUGUGUCUACGAUUGGCUGUCCAGUGUUCUGACACACACUGCACGUGCUUUGACCUGAAAUAUAACACAUUAAAUCCAUAUUAAUCCAAAAAUAAA